AUGUGUCGCAAUACAAAACGCUGCCGAAUCUGUCGAAAGCAACACCACACAACGUUGCACGCACCGAACAGCAACAGCGAUACCGUCGCGAACAUAACUCCCGCAGCGUCCAUCUCAGCGGCUCAACCAACCGCUCACGCAAGUACUCUUCAAGAAGCAAAGCACACUAACCAGCUCAACAUCAACCAACCCCAAGACUAUCAAGCUUCAAGCCAUCUCUCGCAAUCAAGAACCAGGCGUCGCGCCCCUGCUCUGUUAGCUACCGCCGUAGUAAGAGUUCUAUCUCGACACGAUCAAUCAUCGCAACUUCGAGCGUUACUAGACCAAGGAUCAGAAGUGUCAUUCAUCUCUGAAUCCGCUGCUCAAUCACUAAAGCUCCCGCGUCGCUCCGCGGCUAUCCCAAUUGUCGGUAUCGGUGCUCAACGAAACAGCGUUUCAAACGGCAUCGUACAACUCCGUAUCGCCUCACUGUAUGAUUCAUCGAUCUAUUUCGAAAUUGACGCUCUCGUUUUACCGAAAUUGACGGCAUAUAUUCCACCCGCUCAACUCGAAUAUAAACAGUGGCCGCAUAUUCAAAAUCUUCAGCUCGCGGAUCCAAACUUCGCCACGCCCGGAAAGAUUGACCUAGUACUCGGAUCAAUAGUUUAUGCUCAAGUCCUCAAACAAGGUCUUUGCCGCGGACCUAUCGGAGCACCCAUUGCUCAAAACACAGCUUUUGGGUGGAUUUUAUCAGGCCCGCUUUCAACUAGUGAAGCCUCCAUCGAAGACGACUACUCUCUCAAUGGAAUGCAAUGCUCGCUUGACUCCGAACUGCUCGAUCUCUUACAACGCUUCUGGUCUCAAGAAGAAAUAAUCCCUCGACCUCACGCCAGAAGAAUCUCAAUGCGAAACUCAUUUCGAAUCGACUCACUCUCGCGACAUACAAGGACGAUUCGUGGUUCGGCUCCCUCUCAAAAGGAACAUAAGUGA
Molecule: messenger RNA, 969 nt
Organism: Nylanderia fulva
Lineage: Eukaryota; Metazoa; Arthropoda; Insecta; Hymenoptera; Formicidae
Source: RefSeq, a predicted model, not a curated record